Molecule: messenger RNA, 1350 nt
Organism: Chara braunii
Lineage: Eukaryota; Viridiplantae; Streptophyta; Charophyceae; Charales; Characeae
Source: the annotation of a GenBank genome assembly
GGCACUGAGAUCUGUGUCUGUCAGUUUCUACAUGGUCAAGGGACGCUGGACCCGGUUUCUAGCAGUUUCACUACUGUCUAUGUAAAGGGACGUUGGACCCAGUUUCCAGCAGGUGCAGCUCCCCACCAAUAGGAACGGAGCCAUAUAUCCAUCUAGGGGAGUAGAGGAGGUGUCUGCUCUUACCAACAUUCCCUCUACUCCCCAUCAUAGAUGUUUUUUCCAAAAAAAAAAAAAAAAAAAAAAAAAAAGUGUAACUGUGUCAGUGAUCUCACAAAGAAGGAAGUCACAAGGUGUUAAUGCAGCAUGUGGGGGAAUGAAGGCUAAAGCAGGCACGGUGACAGACAUGGAGGUAGGCACGGAGACAGACACAGAAAUGGGCAUGGAGACAGGUGUGAAGACAGGCACAGAGACAGGUGCAGAGGCGGGGACGGAAGUGCACGUAGUACCCACAAAGCCAGUAAUCCGGAAGGAGACAGACACAGAAACAGGCACAGAGACAGGGGCAGAACAUGAUGAUGGAGUCUGUGUGGAUGAAGUGGUUUGUGGAUUAGGAAGAGGGGUAACGGAUGGAGACAAAACUAGGGGAGGUAGGAGUGGUGAAGACAGGGGUGGUAGAGUUGUCGGAAGGUGGGUAACAGACAUCGAUAAAACCAGGGGAAAUAUAGGUGGUGAAGAUGGGGGGGAUGAAGUCAGGGGUGGUGAAGUGGUUGAAGCAGAGACAGGGGGGCCAGUCGUAGGUGAGACCCGAAGAGGGGACUCUGCAGGUGGUAAUGCAGGCAUGGCCACGAAUGCCAUGGAGGAACGCACCGAGACCAAGGACGACAAAGCAACUACGGUGGUCACGGAGGCCAUGGAGAAACACACCGAGACCAAGGGCGACACAACAGUUGCGCUGGCACCGGAUGUCAUGGAGGAACACACCGAGACCAAGGGCGACACAACAGUUGCGCUGGCCCCGGAUGUCAUGGAGGAACACACCGAGACCAAGGGCAACACAGCAGCUACGGGUCGAGUUGCUCCCGCGGAAUCAAUCGUAGAAGCAACCAAGGCCGAUGAGGAAGAGGCUGCGAACCGAAAAGGAGCAGCCAGGGUCACAAACGACAUGGAAGGGGUUACUAAGACUGAUGAGGAUGCAGGUGCGGUAGACGCAAGUAAUGAAGAAGAGGCUGUGAUAGGUGUGACAAGCGCCAAUAAUGAAGAAGGGGUUGUGACAGGCAUAAUCCGAGGACAGUGUGUGGAUACCCGAGAAAGCGGGUGAUGAAUAGACCAUCAAAGCAUGCUGCGGAACCUGCUGGAGAGACGGGUCACGUGCGCAGGGUACCUGUGUUGAUGUUUACGAAUAUAGGAAGU